AGUAUAUAGCAAUGAUUUUAAUUGAAUAUAUUAAUCAUUUUAUUUAAAAAUGGAAGUAUUUUGUGAAAAAUUAAAAAAAAUGAAAGAAAAAAUUUUGAAAAAUGAAGAGCCAUCAUCAUUUUUAAAGUUACAAGUGACUUUUUUUUUUAAAAAAAAGAAAUAAGUAAAUUGGGGUAUAUGCUGUAGGAAGAAGUAGAACCGAAGAACCAGAUUCAAAUGACAUAAUUUCCACCGCCUUUAAGAAAAGAGAAAGAGAGAGAGAGAGAGAGAGAGAGAGAGAAAGAGCCACCGCGUGUUCUUAUCACUUCCGUCUUCUAAUCGACAAUCGCCCUCCAUUUCUGCUCUGUUGUGCUGUGGAAGUGAUCUGCAAUUUGCGGUAUUUGAGUGGAAUUAGAGAAGGAAGAAGAAAUGCAUUUUGAGUUGGUGGGUAUACACCCUCGUGAUGUCAAGUUCAUAUUUGAACCAAGGAGGCAAAGCUCAUGCACUACUCAAUUAAUCAACAAGACAGAUAAAACUGUUGCUUUUAAGGUCAAGACCACUAAUCCAAAGAAGUACUGUGUCCGACCAAAUGCAGGAAUUAUUAGUUCCAAAUCAUCAUGUGAAUUUAAGAUUAUUAUGCAAGCACAACAGGAACCUCCUCCAGAUAUGGUAUGCAAAGACAAGUUCUUAGUUCAGAGCAAAGUUGUCCCAGAUGGUACUUCUGAUAAAGAUAUCACCUCAGAGACAUUUUCCAAAGACGAUGGCAAGUAUGUCCAAGAGAACAAACUAAGGGUGGUUCUUGUUAGUCCAAACAAGUCACCAGUAAUAUCACAAGUUGAUGGAGCACGCAGCAUUCCACUGAAUAUUGAAUCUUCUCCACCAAAAUGGUUGGGAGAUUUUAUAGAUGGUGAACCGCAGGUCACGCGACAAAGGCCAGCCAACAAAGGGGUUAAACAGGAAUAUCAAGUGGAUCAUGUGGAAGAAAAAUUUCCAGAGAUUGACCCCACAAAGGAUGUGGAAAAAGCGAAACGUGGCAAUGAUAUCAAUGCAAGGAAGUCAGUGGAAACCAAUCUCUACUCACCAGUGAUAUUGCAAACUGAUGGAGGACAUGGUCACCCAGUGGAUUUUGAAUCUUCUCCACCAAAAUGGUUAGGAGAUCAUCUCAAUGUUGAAACCCAACUUCCGCCACAAACACCAGCUGAGGAGGCAGUUGAACACUCUCAAGAGGAGUCCGCGGAAACAGAGCAUUGUGAGAUUGAAACCAUUAAGGGGGUGGAAGAAAGGGAGGAACUUGAGAAUGAAAUCAAUGCAAUGAAGUCAAUGUUGAAUGCCCUGGAGCUGAAACUAAGUGAGGCGGAAGCAACCAUUUCAAAGCUGACGGAGGAAACGAGAGUGUCUGCUCAAGAGAAAGAGAGCUUACGUGCUGAACUGGCGAAAUUGAGAGAAAGGAAAGCAGCGGUGAGGAAAGUGGAGGUCGGGUUUCCUUUGCUGUUUGUGGUUAUGGUGGCUCUUGUAAGUCUCUUGCUUGGGUACAUUAUUAACCAGCGCCACUCGAAGUACGUAUAAACCGUACUAGGAAGAUAUAACCAAGGGAUGUAAAUCCCACUCCGUAAUGGUCAUAUAUAUACACACACAUACAUAGACCAGUGUAAAUGAUGUUAUAGUAAGAUUCUCAUAUGGGCAAGUUAGUAUGUUUUCUAGCAUAUAAUGCUAAGAUUUUCAUUAUGCCAAUAACGAAUAAUGUUAUUUGCAUAUU
Molecule: messenger RNA, 1735 nt
Organism: Cuscuta campestris
Lineage: Eukaryota; Viridiplantae; Streptophyta; Magnoliopsida; Solanales; Convolvulaceae
Source: the annotation of a GenBank genome assembly